CAUCCAUCGCAUAGGCCAAGAAAGAGCACUGCGUCAGCUACCGUCGUUUUGUCUACGUCGCCAUCAUCGCGAGCGUCGUCAAACUUUCCCAGGCAUCCAAAUUAUUUCUUCUCAGCUAGCCUCUUUUGACGUUUAUUAUUCGUUGUUUUCGCCACGGGUCUCGAUUCACGAAAUUAUGAUUAAAUAAGCACGAAGCUAUCGACCCGUACGAUUUCAUUCAUCCUCAUAGCUCGAGCUUCGACCGCCACCAGGCUGGGGUUGUUCAUUCACCGAUCCGACGAAUUCCGCGCAGACGAAACUGAAUCUUCCCAGCGAACUAAUUCCACUGUUCAGCGGACCGUAUCUCUCCACGUUGCACGAAGAAUUUAUCCCACGGUUGCCUGUCUGCUAGUAGUCCAACAAGUGCCACCCCGCAAUCCACAAACUGGAAUCCGUCCCUCUCCAACGCACUAUAUUACCUCCGACCUCACAUCUUGAUAAAGUAUACAAGCGGAUUUAUCAAGCAGUACUGUCAAUCACACAUAGAUCAAGCAUCCAAGUAGCUCCUCAUGGCGAGCCGAUACGACCUGAGGUCCGCACAGGAUCUAGAUACGAGCUACGCUUCUUUGCCUGGGACAAGUGGAACUUCUGUCACUCAAAACUCGACGCCUCUUAAAGCCAGGAUACUAAAUCAAAAUUUGGGAGGUAUGUUUACAAUUACCCUAAGAAUCAAGCUCGGUAGCCAACUGUACUGCUUCCAGGAUGUCACCCUUCGAGAUGGAUAUAUGAACUCUUGCACAAUAACUUCACUGUAUGCGAUGUCUUCGGACGGUUGCGCAAAACAGAACUCAACGCACCAUAUCCCUGGGAGCAUCCCCAUCGAUUGAUGAUAAAUGGUAACCAGAGUUACUCAACCAACUCAACGCGGGUAUUAUCCUCGGUGUGCGUUGAUUGCCACUUUCAUUUUGUGUUUAAGAUGUCAUGGGACGAGCGACACUCUCAAGAGUCAUGCAACCCUCAACAGGAACAGUGGCCUCCGAGUGAUGCGAGAUUCCCCUGGCAUCAUCUUGUUUGGGUUGGGCAAGAAUCGCAAUCUUCGCCACUCGGUAAGAUUGACGACAGACAACGAAAUAAGUAUUACCCACUAGUUGCUCGCGAGCCUUUUGCAUGCUCAGCCGGCCCAUGCACGUUCUCAGUCACACUGGAAAUCUCGGAACCUCGCAUGACUCGUGAGUGGAUCGACCUAUUACUUGACCACGAUACCAUUCGUAAGAAUGUGCGCCGUGCUAAGGAACAGGAUCCGGACCGGUACGCCGCGGCAACUGAUGACUGGGCACUGCAAGCUCCUCUGAACCUGAACACAUAUCUUAAGAACUUACUUGAGGCCACUUCACAGGAGAACGCCAGGAGUAUUUCUAAAAGGAAUAAGCGAUUUUUUGUACUCUUCGGGACUCGAUGUUUUGAAAUGUUCAGACAACUCGAAUUCGAGGAAACAGUUGAUGUAGCGGAAGAUGGAGUCGAUGGAGGGACUUUCACACCACCGAUCCCUCCUCGGUCAGAUAACCCCUCUGGGGCUACCGAUUUAGGGACAUAUCGAGCAUACAUCGAAGAUGUGAGAUCUGAAGUUCAGUGCAUUAUACACAGAGGCGGCCAGCCUGCUGAGCUUUGCACCCCUGGUCUACAUGCCGAUUUGGGAUGCGCAGAGGUACCGAACGUGGAUUCUGUCUUAGUGAAUAUCACGCGUUAUGAGAUCAUGGGCGUUUUGCCGAAUCAGUCGAAGGAGGUUGUUGUCAAUGCUUACAAGAGACAGUGGGAAAUGAUUCCUGAUAAGCGAAAAGCACUCAUUGAUGCUCUUAUGAGUAUUGGGAAUGACCUUAACGACGAACAGCUCAAUGAAUACGCUGUUACGCAAUCAUCAAUCUUCGAGAGCCAAGUACAAAGUCAAACAAACGGUGACGAUGGGGGGUUGACAAAUCAGGCUUUGCUAUUCUUCGAGCUACAGCCUCUGAACGACUACAAGGCACAAUCCAUAGUUCAGGCAUUUCGACGAAAGGUGGCACAAGAUCCCAGCUGUGCUAACACCGCGCGAAAUAUGUUGAUGCUGAUCUCUCAAGCAUCUACCGAUGACAACUACACAGCAGAGUUGGUGAUGGAGUAUGGGGAAGGAUUUUCUUUACCCACGGCCAAAGAGAUCCUUGGCUUAAGUGAUGCUAGUGGUUUUGGGCCCGAUACGCUGGACGACGUGAAAGAAAAGAUUCGAAACGCCAAAGACAAGGACGCCAAGACAACUUACUUGGAGGCCAUGGAGAAGAUCGCCGAGCACACGAAUUCAACAGGUCUCAAAAGCACAGUUAGCGAAUUAAGAGAAAUGCAUGGUAUUGCAGUUCCCGAUGGAAGCAACGCCACGGGCGCCUCAGCACAAGCUGCGAACUUUGAUCUUCCGGUUGGACUGGAGAAUAUUGGAAAUACGUGCUACCUCAACAGCCUUUUACAAUAUCUUUUUACUGUUAAACCAGUUCGAGACGUCGUUAUCAACUAUGACAAGUUCAAGCUCGAGUUGACGGAUGAAAAAAUCAAGGAGCGAUUGCUUGGUGGUAACAAAAUGCAGCUGGAUCGUGGCGAGGCUGUCGUUGCUCAGGCUUUUGUACAGGAGCUUUCGGAUCUAUUCAACAACCUUGAACAAUCCGAUAAGAUAGCAACGCGUCCGUCUCAGAGGCUAGCUAAUGCUGUCCUUUUGUCCACCGGCACACUCCUCAAAGAAACGAAGAGCUCUGCUGAAGCAACAACUGAGUCUCAGCCGCCACCGCUUCCUACUCGACCGCCCCCUGGACCCCCAGCAAAGGAGAACAACGAUGUGGAGAUGAUUACUGUAACCGCCAAUGACAGCCGCGACCCAGUUGAUACAGCUAGCACCGUCAGCUCGCAGACACUUGUCGAAGAGGAUUCUGACCGCUCUUAUGACAAAGUGGAGACCUCUCCAACUACCACUGAAGAUCAGGUAAUUGAUACAGUGAUGGAGGUUGGACAAGAUGAGGAUGUCGUUCAAAUCAGCCGAACGAGUGAUAGGCCUAUGGAGAUUCCCGAGGCUGUCGAAAACCCGAAGAACGGCACUUCCCAGGAUAUUGAGUCUACUGAUGUCAACAUGCCGGAUGUCGAGGAGCCAGAAACGGUCGACCAGAAGGUGCUGACUGCUCUGGAACACCAAAAAAGGUCUUCUGGCACCGACCAGCAGGAUGUAGAAGAGGUAAUGGGCAGCAUCAUCAAUCGUCUUCAAGCCGCUAUACGCCCAUCAUCCGUUGACAAGUCAACUGGUAUUCAAUUUGAAGAGAUCAUGAAAACUUUCUUCGUUACCACCAUCAAUUACACCAAGAAGUUUGAUGACAACACUUAUCAAAAGGAAAUUAGCUUUGAUCGGUCUAUUACAGCAUUUCCCGCUCCCAAAGGUUCAUGCUCACUAUACGAAGCUCUAGGCCGAAAUUUCGACCAGGAAAUCAUCGAAGAAGACAAGCUUUCACGAUAUACAGCCAUCAAGACGCUACCCCCUGUUCUGCACGUACUCAUUCAACGGUCGCAGUCUAUGGGUAGCAAGAAUGGCAACCCGGUACUAAUUCCUGAAAUCUUAUACCUCGACCGAUACAUGGAUGCCCCUCACGAGUCGUCGACCUUCAGAAAAAGAGUCGAGAGUUGGGCCACCCACAGCCGCAUAUCUGACAUCAAAGCCUCCAAGGCUGCAGUUGAGAGCACGAUUCCAACUGGACCCAUCCUUGAGAGCAUUGGACAAGAAGAGGACGGCAAAGGCAGUAUUGCAGCUGUUACAGAAGACAGUGAAAUGGCAGAUGGUGUGAAGAUCGUGGAAGAGGACUGGAGUUUCGAUGGUACGGUCGAUGACGACUAUCUUCUUGUUGGCCGACCCAGCGUAAACUCAGUGACCUCGGCUGGUCUACCUUCCAGGCCAAAAGACAUCAAAGACACCGAAACCGCCAUUCGGGAGAAGAUGGAUUCCGAGCUCAGAGACAAGGAGGAAGCCCUGGAAAACUACUACUCCAAGUUGAAGAGCAAUCCAUAUCGGCUCCAUGCAGUCAUAUGCCAUCGUGGCCAGCUGAUGUCUGGUCACUAUUGGGUAUGGAUUUACGAUUUUGAACAGGAUGUUUGGCGCAAAUACAAUGAUUCCAACGUCGAGGUCAGACGCAGCACGGAUGAAGUUUUGAACACAUUGAGCACCAGUGGAGAGCCAUACUUUCUUUGCUACGUCCGCGAUGAAGAUAAAGAGACUUACGUCGACGUACCUCGGCGUCGAAGACCAGCACCACCAUCAGAUACCUCGUUCGAAAACCUUGACGCCGAUGGAGAUAUCACGGUCACCAACAGCGAACCGCUAAAGACCUCAGAGUCUUCUCAGGAGCUUCCGCCCGCAUACUCGGAGCAAAACAGUGACUAGGAACCUUCUCGAUUGUCGGCUAGAAAAGGUCAAGCGUCUGUUCAGUCCAAACAGCCAUCCCCAGCUAAAACGGAUGCGGCGGUGGCCUCUGGAAUCCAAAGCGCUCAAAACCCAGCUAAACGAUUUUCUUUGUCAGACGAAGAUGAUGCUAGUGCUUCUACAGAAGCGGAUGUGUAUGAAGCUCCGACAUCACCCACAAAACGACCGAAGCUUGUCAAGAAUGAUGAUCGGACAUCAGAACCCCCAAAAUUGCUCCAUGCCUCUGAGAAGCAAUUUCUGGAUGACCCCGAAACAGAACCUGUGAUACAUGUAAAAUUAACCCCUGAGGACUGUGACACAAUAGCUCAAGAGUGCAAAAGAUCUGAGCUUGAAAACCCCGAUCGCGCUAUCAGAGCGGUUAAGAAACGGAUUAAGUUGAAGGUGAAACCUCAGACAAAUCCUCCGGCUGACGCCAGGCGGCACCGUUGGCCCCGCGGCAUGGUACAUCACAUUAUCGAAGCAGCAAAGCCCAGAGAAAAGCUUAAGAAGGCUACCGAGGACGAAGAGACAAAGAAAUCGUAAUCCGUGGUGUGAGAAGGAUAGAGGUAGUAGAAAGGGAUAAACCCGCGAUUGAGCCAAAGAACCAUUCAACGGAGUUCAUGCAACUAACAGGUUUUUGGGGUGGGAUUUUUUUGGUGAUGGCAUACCCAGAGGAUCAGAUAGAUACAGAAAGAAUAGCAGACACGGCGUUGUAUACUGUGUCAUGAGUUGCAAAAAGAAAACUUGAAGUUGGCUCCAUCUGUUUCUAAUGGCCAAUUUGUCAACUGUUCAUACAAACUCAUACUGUCCACAUUGCUCGUGUUUUGAUAUUGACUCUCAAGCUCUUCAAUAUGCCUUAUCGGCCAGUGAAAAUAGGCUUCCUCUUCUCCUGGAAAGCCUUGAGAGCUUCGUUUCUAUCCUCGGUAUUGACGACUCGCUCAUACAUCUUGUUCUCAACCUCUUCCCUUGCCCAGGCAACAGCCUGAAGAGCAGCCCUUACACCGAUCGGUCCUCCUUCGCAAAUCUCCUGCGCAAGUCUCACAGCUUCACUCAACGCUGCUUUUCUGGCCUCGCCAAGAACAUCUGAGCCAUCACGCUCAUCCUCAGGCACAAUCUCAACAAGGCGAUCAGCAAUACCUAGAAAGUAUGCCUCAGGAGCUCCAACGCGACGGCCGGUCAGGAUCAGAUCGCGGGCGCGGGAGAGGCCGAUAAGAGCGGGAAGACGGUGGGUGCCGCCGGCGCCCGGGAUGAUGCCUAGACGGGUUUCAGGAAGACCGACUGUUGCAUUGGAACUGAGAACGCGAAAGUGUGUGGAGAGAGCGAGCUCAAGACCGCCACCUAGUGCGACUGAGGAGAUGGCCGAGAUGGUAGGGAUGGGGAGGUUGGAUAGAGAUGUGAGGGUGUUGCGGAGAUUUGUAAGAAAUUCAGCAGUUCUGUGCCCGAUGAUUAGUACAGCACAUUACUACUUGAUAUGAGGAAUACCGACUCUCCCUGACUCAUCCCCUUACGCUCCUUGAGGUCCGCGCCAGCGCAAAACGAUGUAUCAACAGCACUAGCCAGCACAACAGCUCUCGUAGGACCCUUCUCAUCUACACCAGCUGCACCACCGAAACGCUUCUGCAGUGGCAGUUCUUCGCCAUUGGGCCCAUAUUGAAUAUGCACAGCAUCGAUCUCGGCGCGAAGGUUCGCUAGAAGAGCCUUCGAAAUGGCAUUUCGCGCAGACGGGCGGUUAAGCUCAAGAAUACGAAUAUGGCCGGUGUUUGGCGCGGGGAGGUUCGUUACGCGGAUGAGAGGUUCGGUGGCAGAGGAGUAGUAACGCCUGAGAAGACGAAGGGUCACUACGGGUUGAGAGAGACGAGGGGCCAUUUUGAGCAGAUCAAUUGGUGAUCGUUGAGUCGAUAUUGGUGGUGGGAAGUUGAAGCCUUGUAUAUUAAGGUAUCUUAGACACGGCGGCAUUGCAAGCCGAGGAAUGACGUGCAUCGGUUGGUGUCGGUUCAUAAUGUUAAGCCGAUAACCGAUAAGACAAGGACGGGAUUUUAAGAGAAGCAUCCGUAGAUUUAUGGUUAAUUUAACUUCAGACGGUUAUAUAUAUCCUUGCCUGUUGAAUUCUGUUUAAUAUUCUGG
This is a messenger RNA of Fusarium odoratissimum NRRL 54006, 6559 nucleotides long. RefSeq lists its product as uncharacterized. The transcript has 3 exons. Lineage: Eukaryota; Fungi; Ascomycota; Sordariomycetes; Hypocreales; Nectriaceae. Gene Ontology annotation, biological process: protein deubiquitination; proteasome-mediated ubiquitin-dependent protein catabolic process; regulation of proteasomal protein catabolic process. The coding region runs from base 866 to 4417 and encodes 1183 amino acids. The record is from RefSeq and is a predicted model, not a curated record. Gene Ontology annotation, molecular function: cysteine-type deubiquitinase activity; proteasome binding.